AUGGAACAGGAGAAGGGUCUGACUGGCCUCGUCCUGGCAAUCUUUCUUCUUCAAGGUACUGUGGCCCAGUCAAAACAAGGUAAGAGAAAUGAAAACCAAAACCAUUUGAUAAAAGUGGAUGACAAACGAGGGGAUGGCUCUGUAUUUCUGACAUGUGGCUUGAAAGACAAGACCAUCACGUGGCUUAAAGACGGGAACACAAUAAGUCCGAAUGUAACUAAACACACAUGGAAUCUAGGAAGUAAUACCAAAGACCCCCGGGGCAUGUAUUGGUGUCAAGGAGCAAAGGACAAGUCAAAGCCACUCCAAGUGUAUUACAGAAUGUGUGAGAACUGCAUUGAGAUAAACAUAGGCACCAUUUCCGGCUUUAUCUUCGCUGAAAUCAUCAGCAUUUUCUUCCUUGCUGUUGGUGUGUACUUCAUUGCUGGGCAGGAUGGAGUUCGACAGUCAAGAGCUUCGGACAAGCAGACCCUGUUGCCAAAUGAACAGCUCUACCAGCCCCUCAAGGAUCGGGAUGAUGACCAAUACAGCCAUCUCCAAGGAAAUCAACGGAGGAAGAAAUGAGCUCAACAUGACUCAAAGUAGGUGUUGUCCCUCCCAUCCAGAACCCAGGAUCAAAGCAAUGUGUUUCAGAAACGGCCCGGCUUUCAGCCCUGCCGUUAA
Messenger RNA from Onychomys torridus (southern grasshopper mouse), 663 nucleotides. RefSeq names its product CD3g molecule (gene Cd3g). The transcript has 7 exons. Gene Ontology annotation, cellular component: membrane; external side of plasma membrane; alpha-beta T cell receptor complex. NCBI's taxonomy places the organism in Eukaryota, Metazoa, Chordata, Mammalia, Rodentia, Cricetidae. The record is from RefSeq and is a predicted model, not a curated record. The coding region runs from base 1 to 564 and encodes 187 amino acids. Gene Ontology annotation, molecular function: transmembrane signaling receptor activity. Gene Ontology annotation, biological process: positive thymic T cell selection; cell surface receptor signaling pathway.